This is a messenger RNA of Effrenium voratum, 1047 nucleotides long. NCBI's taxonomy places the organism in Eukaryota, Dinophyceae, Suessiales, Symbiodiniaceae. The record is from the annotation of a GenBank genome assembly.
AUGGCGGCCUUGCGCUCCGCCGCCGCCUGGUGCCCGGCAGAGGUGCCGGCGGGUGGCUACCCCGCCAGGAAUGAGGUGCCGGGCGUAUUCCUGCCACAUCCGCCCAGGUCGAGGUCCAGCCUCGACUGGCGCGUCACAGACUUGGAAUCUGUGGGCUCCGGCCCGGACUCGGGCUCCGACAGCGAGAACGGGGAGCCCGAGGCCUUCGGCGACGAGGAAGUGGCAAAGUCCCAGGCGCGGAAGCGGAAAGGCAAGGAGUUUUUUGAGCACCUUUUGCCCCUGCCGGCGCUGGGCAAUCUGGCGGCGCGGCAGCGCUUUGCGCAGCUCCCGCUGCACUCGGGGACGCUGCGGGGCCGGGUGGAGGUGUUGCGCGCGGGUGGCCUCAAGAGACCGCGCUAUGGUCUCUAUGUGUGCCAUCCCGGGUCGGAGGAGAUCCUUCUGAUCGCAGCCGAGCGGCAGACGCAGCGAACAUUGGGGCCGUACUAUGUGCUUUCCUCCAAUGACCUGGAUUUCGACCGGGCCUCGCCGUGUUUCCUGGGCCGCCUCUCCGGCAACGUCAUGUGCACCCAGUAUUUGCUGCACGGGCAAAGGGCCACCGGGCCGCUGCGGGAGGAGCUGGCGGCGCUGCGGUUCCGGAAGCCCAGCGACGCCCCGCGCAGCCUGCACGUGGUGCUGCCUGGGGCGGCAGCCAGCUUCUCCUCGCGCAGCGGGCAGGAGGGGCAGCUGCUGGCGGCGGCGGAAGGCACCAUGCCCAGACACCAGUUUCACUACUUCGUCAACUCGGCUCCGACGUGGGAUUCGACUCGAAGAGUCUACAGAAUGAACUUCCACAACCGAGUGCAUCGCUCAUCGUCCAAGAAUUUUCAGUUGCUGAAGGCGGACAGCAGAUUCCAGGCGGAGUCGCCGGAGUUGGUGAUGCAAUUCGGCCGCAUCGACGAUGCCUUUGCCUUCGAUGCGGCCAAUCCACUUAGCCCACUGCAGGCCUUCGCAAUCGCACUUUCGGUCUUUGACGAUCGAGUCUACGAGGCCCUCCGCAUCUACUAUUGA